Messenger RNA from Hippoglossus stenolepis (Pacific halibut), 5711 nucleotides. It is a transcript of the gene angptl1b, whose product is annotated as angiopoietin-like 1b. The transcript is spliced from 5 exons. Gene Ontology annotation, biological process: cell surface receptor protein tyrosine kinase signaling pathway. The coding region runs from base 400 to 1854 and encodes 484 amino acids. The record is from RefSeq and is a predicted model, not a curated record. Lineage: Eukaryota; Metazoa; Chordata; Actinopteri; Pleuronectiformes; Pleuronectidae.
AACCUGAUUUUCGGUGUGUUCAGUGACUCUCAGUCAUCACCUAGCUUUUUUCUGCUGUGCUGAAACUUUUAAAUGUGACAUCAGAGGAGGAAGGCAGGGCCGAGCCAGAGAAAAUUACAACAUCAGCCUCCCUCUUUCUGGGUACGGACCACCCUCCACUGUUCUCUCCCUCGGUGGACGGUGUUUGCCUGUGCCAUAGCUGAGCGCAGACCUUCCUUCUCAAUGCGAGCAGCACAUAGGGGGAGACUGGGAGUGAGAGGAGGAGAAUGGAGAGCAUGAACCUACAUAGGAACCACAACUGAGACGCCUAGGCUGGGUCUUACCUGCACAUCCCGGACCACUGACUAAACUCACUCUCUGACACAGAUCUGUAGUUUGGUGAUUAAGGGAGGAAGAACCAUGGGACCUGGAACAUGGAGUCUAUUUGUGCUGCUUGGUUUGGCCCUCUGGAGCAACAGCCAUGCCCUCACCAAGAACCCCAUUCUCUCUCGGGUACGGAGGGCACCAGAGGCCAACGGAGAAGCCAAGAAAUGCGCUUACACCUUCCUGGUCCCCGAGCAGAAGAUCACAGGCCCCAUCUGUGCUGCUCGGGGUUAUUCCACUGACAAGGACAGAGUGACGCGCUUGGACGUGGCUUCAGUACGCGACCUCCUGUCCAAGCAACGUCGGGAGAUGGAGACUUUGAAGCUGGUGGUCGAUGUGGACGGCAACUUGGUGAAUGAGAUGAAGCUAUUGAGGAAAGAGAGCAGGAACAUGAACUCGAGGGUGACCCAACUCUACAUGCAGCUGCUGCAUGAGAUCAUCAGGAAGAGGGACAACUCACUGGAGCUUGCGCAGCUGGAGACACGCAUCCUCAAUGCCACCUCUGAGUCAUUACGUCUGGCCUCCAGGUACAGGGAACUGGAGACCAAAUACUCAGCCCUGUCGGCAGUGGUGAACAACCAGUCAGUACUGAUUGGAGCGCUGGAGGAGCAGUGUAUGCAAGUGUACAGCCGCAGGCAUGAGCACCCACCCAUGGGACCUCCACUAGUGCAGGUGGUGCCUGAAAACAUUCCUGUCAAUGUGCCACGUUUCACCAAUGAGAUCCAGAGAGACAACACUCAAGGGUUUGUGCGGGAAAGGGGCUCCCGCUCUGGGCCAUCACCCACAACUGGUACCCUGGAAGUCCAGAAUCCUCCCGAGAGGAACUUCAGUGCAGAAGGCCCAUUCAGAGACUGUCUGGAUGCGCAGGAAGCCGGCCACAGCACCAGCGGCAUGUACCUGAUCAGACCAGACGAAGCAGAGCGGCCGCUGCAGGUCUGGUGCGAACAGGACAUAGACAACGGGGGCUGGACCGUGAUCCAGACCAGGAGGGACGGAUCUGUUAACUUCUUCAGGAACUGGGAGAGCUACAAGAGCGGCUUUGGCAACAUAGACGGGGAGUACUGGCUCGGUCUGGAAGGCAUCUACAAACUAGGGAGGCAGGGGGACUACAAGCUGCUGGUGGAGCUGGAGGACUGGAUGGGCAAAAAGGUAUACGCUCAGUACAGCAGCUUCCACCUGGAGCCGCAGAGCGAGGACUACCGCCUGCGCCUGGGCACCUACCAGGGCAACGCCGGGGACUCGCUCAGCAGCCACAACGGCAAACAGUUCACUACGCUGGAUCGAGACAAGGAUGCUUUCGCAGGUAACUGUGCCCAUUUCCAUAAAGGAGGCUGGUGGUACAACGCCUGCGGCCAAGCCAACCUUAACGGGGUUUGGUACAAUGGAGGCGUCUACCGCAGCAAGUUCCAGGACGGGAUCUUCUGGGCCGACUAUGGGGGAGGCUUCUACUCCAUGAAAACUGUCCGCUUGAUGAUCAGGCCCAUAGACUGAGGAGACUGUGUAAGCCGGGCCGGUCCACGGGCAGCUGUGGAGGCCAAGGCACACUUCUGACUGCGUGUCAUCGGUAACUGGUUGAUCCAAGAUAAAAAAAGAACUGCAUCAUUGGAGUUUGACCAUCGGUAGUGACUUGAAAAGCCCCCUGUCAUAGAAACAGACUCUGCUUGAACAUUGUCCUCUCUGUAUAACAUAAAAUAGAAGCACACAUAGAGGAAUUUAUGGGACAUAAUUAUUUAUAAUAAGCCAUACAACUUCUUUUCCCACCAAAUACAUAUGAUAGUUGGGGGAAAUAGAUAAUAAAGGUCUACAUUUUGAAGUUUUAUAAUCCAAGCUGCCUUAUGAUUAAGAAACCACAGUGUUUUCCUCAUUACCGGGUCGCCCCGAAGAGAGGAGGCGCCACAUCCUCACACAACUUCAUCGGUGUUGAUUUCAUUCAUAAGCUUUAGCGUCACAGGAUCUACAUGCAUCUCUUCCUACCUCGCCAAGAUAAACGUCAGGGGGAAACUCUCCCUCAAUGAACUUUUGCUGUUCUUGCCGGGACCUGGAAAAUACAUUGUGUUAAUACCUAUUUAGAUUUAUUUAGACUCUGUAUCCAAUUCCAGAUUUAAAAAGACCAACAUCUUCAGAAGUUGGAGAACGGAAAGAGGUUUAAAUCCAUGUUUUAUUUUAUUUUUACUCCUUACACGUAAUAUAUCCUUUAUAAUGUAUGUUAAAGUACUUUGCCCAAGUCCACAUGACCUGAAACUAUAAUUUAUGUGUGCAAUAAACUUAUCAAAACAGUGAAAAAGGGGACAGGUAUCCUGAGGGAGCAGAGAAUGUUCCUGCAGAAAAUAGAGCUAAUUUCCUCCUCGGUAUAUGUGACAAUUAUUCUCAGAGAGUGCUCGAAAAUUGCUCUUAAUGUUUUUCUCAUUAGGGCCAUUGAUUCAAUUUCAGUAUGACUCUGGGAAAAACAAGCAACGCUGAAAGAAAGAGAGCGAGAGAAACAAGAAGGAAUUAUAUUUGGUUUUGAGUGGUUUUGGAGCAUGAAAAAUAUGCAGACCAAGCGUACUGAGUUAUAGGCAUUGGGACAGACAACGAGAAACACAUUGCCUAGAGCCAGACAGGACGGAGAGAGAGAGAAGGGGAGCGGAGGGAGGGAGAUGAACUGGGAUGGAAUUGGUCCAAAUUUCCAAGUUACUCCCCCACCCCCCCUCUUCCUUUUGAAUACAGAGAAAUGUACAUUCUGUUUUCAUAAAGAAUAUCUUUCAUUGACAAAGUCCACGGGCUCCUAUGCUCUGCGAUCGCCAGUGUAUGGAAGGAAACCGGUGUCCUUUGGGGGGAACCUCUCCAUCCAGAGGAGAGGGGGAGCUGGGGGGUGGUGUUUGAACUGGUGGGUCUGCUCUGAACAACAGGGUUGCGUUCACACACACAUGAAAAGACGAAACAGCCUUUGAGCUGAAAAUAGACCCUCAUAUUCUGCUGGUUUUUCCUCAUUGACCACAACGGCCCUCACACCCAGGUCUUUUACACACUUUUGCUGGACUCAGCUGGACAUGGAACCAUGUUUAUGGACAUGUAAAAGAAAAAAGCAUCAUCCAAUAAAAUGACAUUACAAUGUUGAAAUAAAACAGCAAUAAAACCAAUGAGUCAUAGUCCUUGGUAGAACAACAUUACACAACUAAGACUCAACAUUUAGUGUAACUUCAGGGGACUCUCGCAACCACAGAGCUGUAAUUGAUACAUGCCAUUGUUAGUGUUUAGGCUUUGUUGAGAUUACGUGCACAUUUCAGUCUUAUCUUGUGGGUGUGAGUCAGACUGAUAUAUUGUUGUUCCAAACAGAACCUCUAAUUCUUCCUGACAGAGGGAGGUGCUGUACAAGUUCCCCUUCUUAAAUUCUGCAGCAUUCGAGUUUUUCAGAAAUAACAGAUCUCUUAAAAACAAAAUUCCUGUUUCUGUGUGUUUUCUUUCGAUAUGAAACAGUCACCGGGGGAGACGGAAGAACGCGAUGCAAAGACAUCUCUUUUCAAGUGUCUGCACAUUUCUGUGGUUGACUGGGCGGGGACGAGUCGUCCCACUAAUAAAUCCAGAUUUCCGUCUUUUCUGUCUGUCCUUAGAUUGUCUCGACUACUCACGUGAUCAACUUCAAACUUGGUGGGUUUCCUCUGAAGUGCAGUGUCGACUGUGAAGUGUUUUGGAUAAAUGCAUCUACAACCCAACCCCCAAUUUAUUUUUAAAUUGCACUUGCAGUGUUGUCAUUUUGAAUGUGCAAAAACAUGAUGACUGGUAGUCAGUUGAAAUCUAGCUCACAACCUGAAUGUGACUCUUUUCCACUACGUAAUUUUCCACUGUAUUUAUUAUUCACUGAAGUGAAGUGAAUGUUUUUACACCUUGAAUCUGUCACUGCUUCAAAACCUCUGUUUCCUGAAUGUCGAGCUUUCAGAGAUUCAAAGGUUGUAGUGGUGGAGCAGGUCUGUAGCGUGAUGACCACUCAGCACUUUACAGUUCUGUUUUUCCAUUCACCCAUUCACACAGUACAUCUAUGUGUAGCCCUUUUCCUGUCGUAUAUAACUCAUAAGGGUGCAUGCAGGGAGGCAGGGAUCGAACCGCCAACCUUCUGCUCAGUGGAACGACCCGCUCUACAUCCUGUGCCACAACUGCCCUCGGCCAGGUUGAUCCAACACCCUCUGUAAGGUGCAGAUGAAGGUGCAUUGGCAUAGCAGAAAGACGCCUCACAGCAAGUAGGUUCCUGGUCUUUCUGUGUGGAGUGUGCAUGUUCUCUCCCUGUCUGCAGGGGUUUUCUCUGGGUUUUCUCCGGCUUCCUCCCACAGUUCAGAGACAUUGGACAAUUGGAUACCCUGUGGGUUGAGUGAGGAUGGUUCUCUCUCUCUGUAUGUAAAGCCUUGUGAUACACUGGUGACCUGAUCAGGGUAGACCCGGCCUCUUGACCAAUGUCAGCUGUAAUUGGCUCCAGCUCCCCCACAACCCUUAAAAGGAUGAGUGGGGGAGAGGCUGAGGCUGCAGGUGGUUAGUUUUCAUUAACAUAAAGACUGGACACAGAGCCAGCAAGUCUGGCUCUUUCAGUUUCAAACAGAAUCAGACUAUAGUGAGCUUCAGAGGUCAUGUUUGGUGGAUUUUUGACAGAGAGAGCUGUGUCCCCUUCCAUGCAGUCUUCAUAUUUAGCGUGUAGACAUUAAAUCAGUAUCGAUCUCACCUCACUCUUGGCAGGAAAGCAUUUAUCAAAAUGUACUUGAGGGAAGAUAUUGGAUUUUAUUUUUCUUGAGUAAAUUAAAUAAAAUUGCAAAUGUAGGUGAACCUACGAGGGUAGAAAAUGAACCCACACUAGCCAUUUAAUCUGGGUGUAUAGAUGAAAAGGUCAAGGGCACACAUUCUCUUAAAAGAUAUUUAUUUGUCAACCAGCCAGCUGAGCACAUCUGUUCUUUAAAGGGCGAGUGUGUAGGAUUUAAGGGGAUCUCGGCAGAAAUGAAAUAUAAAAUGCAUAAUUAUAUUAUAAUUACAGUUUGUAAUCACCUGAAACUAUAAUGUUCUUGUUACCUUAUAACAACCUGUUUAUAUCCAAGUGGGGAGCGGGUCCUUUUGCACGGUUUGUACAGUGGCCCAGAAUAGACAAACCACACAAUAGCUCUAAAGAUGUUUUUUUGCAUUUCUACCAUUGUUUCUUCUACAUGCUUGAAAAUAGCGGGUGUGGUGAGGUGUAUUCAGCUAGUUCCCAUAUGACACUUUACCACUAUGCUACACACUGUGCAUUUAAAUCCACACUCUUUUGUGGAUUCAUAGAUUCUGGAUAAUGUGUCCAUCCUGUCCUGUUCUGUUCAGCUCUACUGUAAAUUCAGGAAUAAAAUACGUUUUCUUUC